UCGGUUUUAUCGAAACGAAAUACAAUUAUCGGGAAGAAGGGGAGAGUUGAGAGAUCUGUUCCACCAAAACUAUCUUACAAUGGAACACCUAAAGCACACUCUUCUGAUUCUCUUUGCUAUUCAUCUUUUCUUUUCCUUUGCUCAAGCUACUCAUUUCAAGUACUGUGAUAAGAAAGAUAGCUAUGCUAUAAAGGUCCAAGGAGUUGACAUUUCUCCUGAUCCUGUGCUGCCUGGAAAACCAGCCACCUUUAAUAUCUCAGCUUCUACUAGUCAAUCCGUCGCUGGUGGGAAGGUAGAGAUUGCCGUUUCUUUCUUUUCAGUUCAUGUGCAUUCUGAAACCCGUGAUCUUUGCGAGGACAUACCAUGUCCAAUUGCAGCCGGUAGCUUUGUUCUGUCCCACUCCCAAACUUUACCUGUAUUUACUCCGCCGGGCUCUUACACACUUAAGAUGACAAUGAUUGAUGGCAAUGGUCAGGAAUUGAGCUGCAUUAGUUUCAAUUUUAAAAUUCAUUUCGGAACUCUCAUCUCCGACGUCUGAGUUUUAGUGCAAUACUGUGUUCAAGGUUGUAAGCUAUUUAAUGCCAGAUCAAAUCUUCUAUUUCUUACUUUCUUUUGCUUCUCUCUUUCCCCCUGGACAAGGGAAUGUAUUAUGUAUUAUGUAUCAUGUAUGUAUGGUUUAAAUUGAAUUAUUAAAGUGAAUGUGAAUGUCUUGUGGCAUUUGUGUAAUAUGCCUUUUUUUUGGUAA
Messenger RNA from Mercurialis annua (annual mercury), 745 nucleotides. RefSeq lists its product as uncharacterized. Gene Ontology annotation, biological process: intracellular sterol transport. The transcript has 4 exons. Gene Ontology annotation, molecular function: sterol binding. Bases 80 to 538 code for a protein of 152 amino acids. The record is from RefSeq and is a predicted model, not a curated record. Lineage: Eukaryota; Viridiplantae; Streptophyta; Magnoliopsida; Malpighiales; Euphorbiaceae.